AUGGCUACGAUCGCGAUUCCUCCUUCUAUAGGCGCCUCACUGGAUGCGCUGGGUGGUCAGCCGUUGAAUACAAGGCGACCAGCGGCUCCAUCCUUACCCAGCUUUGAACUGCCCCCUCCGCCGUUUGCCCAGUUGGCUACCGGCAACAAAUAUCAAACACAUCCUUCAAUAUCGCAUCCCCCUGCGAAUGUGAGUGUGGGUAAUCUGCUUACACCACCGGCGACGAACCAGACCAACUCAGUCGAGGCACCCUCGUCUGGUGUAUCGUCCGAUCUUCCUCCGGCAUAUUGGUCAGGGACGAGCCCUUAUGGAGCAGGAGCGGCACCAAGCUGGAAUUCCAACCCUACCUAUUCCGCCCGUAGUUCGUUCUCUCCAUCGGGCAUUGUAAGUCGCUCAGCCUCAGUCACCUCUCCACCCACAUCCGAUGGCAUGUCGCAUCAUUUUGAGGCGCCCUCGUUGGCAUCAUUUUCGCAAGCGCUGCCUGCGCCACCAUCCACCCUAACUCACAACCCCUCCCUUCCGGCCACCAUGGCUCUUUACCAACCCGGCCACGUAUCGCCAGCACCGUUACCAUCCAAUGACCCCUACGCCCGACACCACUCGCUUUACGCGAAUCCCCAUAUGGCCGGCCCGCACCCAACCGGCUUCUCUCCUAUGUACGGCCCACCAUCCAUUGGAGCGGGGCUGGGUAUUCACCCAUCCGCACGGAUGCACUCACAGAGUCCUACCGUUCAAUCGCCUCUCGGAUUUCCCCGCCAACCGUGGCCAUCAUAUUCGCUACCGGCCAUGAAUGGACCCAUGAUGACGAACAUGCAUAAUCCCAAUGGUCCCAUGUCGAUGAUGGGGGGCAUGCAGCCCGGUCUUUUACCUGGAUUUAAUAGUGGCCAUGUGGCCAACACACAACAUCUAUACGGAGCGCAUGCACCCCACCAUGGGAUGCCUGCCCCAGCCGCCGACCGGCCCUUUAAAUGUGACCAAUGUCCCCAGAGCUUUAACCGGAACCAUGAUUUGAAACGCCACAAACGGAUUCACUUGGCUGUGAAGCCAUUCCCUUGCGCCCAUUGCGACAAAAGUUUCUCUCGGAAGGAUGCUUUGAAGCGACAUAUAUUGGUGAAGGGAUGUGGAAAAGAUGGUGAUCAUGACACCGGCUCUCACACGGCCAGCGACCUUGUCAAGGGCGAAGGGCGAAGUGAAGAUGGCAGCCCGCUGAGUAAUGGGCGUACCUAA
Messenger RNA from Penicillium taxi, 1227 nucleotides. Its product is annotated as putative C2H2 finger domain protein. Gene Ontology annotation, biological process: regulation of transcription by RNA polymerase II. Lineage: Eukaryota; Fungi; Ascomycota; Eurotiomycetes; Eurotiales; Aspergillaceae. The record is from RefSeq and is a predicted model, not a curated record. The transcript has 2 exons. Gene Ontology annotation, molecular function: DNA-binding transcription factor activity; RNA polymerase II cis-regulatory region sequence-specific DNA binding. Bases 1 to 1227 code for a protein of 408 amino acids.